AACGAUGGCCUUGUGUCCAUGGUGCGUAUGCCUAGGGCUGAAUAGCAGCUUUCUGAUGAGCGAGCGUGCGGACAUGUCCGCGCGCCACUAUUCCGCGCUGGCGUCGCACCUCGGCAUGCGACUAUACAGGUCAGAUUUGGAUUUAUCAUCCCGGGCAUCCUUAUGUAUCAAACUAUCGCUAUCGCUCUUCUGCUCUUACUGACUUGCUUCCGUUCAUCUACUCGCUACGUUGGCACCGCACUUCGCCCACGCCAACGUCGAUUCUGCCUAGCAGGGCGCUCACGUGGCCAAUCACGUUGUGCUCACCACACUCAGUGUCUGGCCAACCCAGCUGCAGCGUACUGUGUAAUGUGUCCACUCCACUGUGACGGCAUCGCUUAUGCAGCAAUUGCUCGACCCCGCAAUAGGCAGCGUGAUCGUCACGAACUUGUCGUGGUCGGCCAGAGUUCGCGACCGAGGAACAGGCCGUCGUGCAGCAUGUUCCUGAAUGCUUUCGUUUGGCAUCGGUUUCCCUACAGCUGCUCAACGUUCUUGAUCCCGGACUUCCGCCGUCCCUUCCUUAGUUGGCAAACAAUGACGUCAUCAUUAUGGUUUCACAACAAUGCUGUACGUUCAGGUACCAUGCUUCCGCAUCGCCCUGGUAUCGGUGCAAUUUGUCUAGGCGGGGUUGAUGUUGAUGAUGUGCUCGAGCGGCGUAGGCAUUUCCGUCGUACCGCUGUCAAUCGUGAGAAGAACGGAUGUCUUGAUUUGUUGCGAGUUUGCGAGUGAUAUUACCACUGCAGCCGCUAGCCAAGCAGUGUGGCAGUAUCUGCUCACUGACGAGACUUUGCAUUCGACACUAUUCCAUUAGAAAUACUACCGGCCCUUUUUCGCACCAUAUAAGUAUUGCGCAGCCCUCGGCAUUGGGUGUGCUUAGUAGAACGGCUCUUGACGGGCAUACCGAUUUACGAUACUAUCCAAGCCCCUGCAUCACGGAAAGAUGGCGACCAAAAUAAUCGAUAUCCGGACAGACACCGCGGAGUCUGAUAUUCUUGCUGAUAUCAAGAAUGGUUUGCGACCGAACAAUGGUGGCGAAAAGAAGCUGCCUACGUUG
Messenger RNA from Alternaria alternata, 1093 nucleotides. RefSeq lists its product as hypothetical. The coding region runs from base 163 to 768 and encodes 201 amino acids. NCBI's taxonomy places the organism in Eukaryota, Fungi, Ascomycota, Dothideomycetes, Pleosporales, Pleosporaceae. The record is from RefSeq and is a predicted model, not a curated record. The transcript has 2 exons.